Molecule: messenger RNA, 435 nt
Organism: Funneliformis mosseae
Lineage: Eukaryota; Fungi; Glomeromycota; Glomeromycetes; Glomerales; Glomeraceae
Source: the annotation of a GenBank genome assembly
AUUAGGGUAGAAUCAAAGAGAGUGUCUUGCAUUUAUGGUUCUCUUAGUGGUCUUAUUUUCCAAAUGUGUUACACAAGUAUGUGGGCAAUAAAAUUUAGAUUUUUAUUCGGAAUACUAGGAGUAACUAUAGCAUUAUCAUGUUUAUUAUUUUAUUAUACAAGAUUAUGUCAUUUAAAUUUUGGUAAAAUUGAUAAAAGCGGCAAAGGACUUAAAUAUUAUCUCGAAUUUGAUCCUGAAUUGAAGGAUGAAUAUGAGUAUUCAAAAUUAAAUAUUGUUGAUAAUGAUGAAUCUCAUUCAGGAAUAUAUUACGGUAUUGUUCGUUAUUGUGAAUUCAUUAAAACGUUACCCAAUUUUCUUAAAGAAUGGUUGAUAAACGAUCAAAAACAAAGAACGUCAAAAACGGGAAGUAACGAUCCAAAAGUGAUUAUUUUAUAA